CUCGGCCACCCGCGGCUUCCGCGAGGCCCGGCCCUCGUGCGCCCAGGACGGGUUUCCGGACCAGCCGGAGGAGGGGCCUGAGGCCGAUGUGAGCCGGGCACCCCGCCCGUCGCUCCCUCAGAGCCACCCCCAGAAUUCCUUUUGGGGUAGGGUCGCAAGGGAGGCGGCGCCGCUGAACACUCCGGUGGGGAAUAGACUGUGGUUCAGGCCUCCAUGAGCCGGUCCCAGGUAGCCCUGCUGGGCCUGGGCCUGCUGCUCAUGCUGCUACUGUACGUGGGGCUGCCAGGCCCCCCUGAGCAGACCUCCUGGCUCUGGGGAGACCCCAAUGUCACAAUCCUGGCUGGUCUCACUCCUGGCAGCUCCCCCAUCUUUUACCGCGAGGUGCUUCCACUCCACCGGGCGCGCAGGGUAGAGGUGGUGCUGCUCCAUGGGAAAGCCUUUAACUCCCACACGUGGGAGCAGCUGGGCACACUGCAGCUGCUGGCGCAGAGGGGCUACCGGGCUGUGGCCCUUGACCUCCCAGGUUUUGGGAACUCAGCACCUACAAAGGAGGCAAGCACUGAGGCGGGGCGGGCAGAGCUGCUGGGGCGCGCGCUGCGGGACCUGGAGGUGCAGAACGCCGUGCUGGUGAGCCCCUCGCUGAGCGGCCACUAUGCCUUGCCCUUCCUGAUGCGAGACCACCGCCAGCUGCACGGAUUCGUGCCCAUCGCUCCUGCCUCCACCCAGAACUACACCCAGGAACAAUUCUGGGCUGUGAAGACCCCAACUCUCAUCCUGUACGGGGAACUGGACCGCAUCCUGGCUCGGGAGUCUCUGCGGCAGCUCCGCCACCUGCCCAACCACUCUGUGGUGAAGCUGCACAACGCAGGCCAUGCCUGCUACCUCCACAAGCCGAAAGACUUCCACCUUGUCCUCCUUGCCUUCCUUGACCACCUGCCUUGAGCUCACCCACUUAGGUUGGAGGAUCUGGCCCAGUUCCCUACCAGGGAGACAGCCCCUGGGACCAGAGGCCAGAGGCUGGAGUGCCAGGCCCAGGCAGGACCUCUCGUUUCAUCUCACAGGCACAAUAAAUAAAAGCAUGUUCGUCAUGCCCAGGGA
This is a messenger RNA of Pteronotus mesoamericanus, 1098 nucleotides long. It is a transcript of the gene ABHD14A, whose product is annotated as abhydrolase domain containing 14A. The transcript is spliced from 5 exons. Lineage: Eukaryota; Metazoa; Chordata; Mammalia; Chiroptera; Mormoopidae. Bases 214 to 942 code for a protein of 242 amino acids. Gene Ontology annotation, cellular component: cytoplasm. The record is from RefSeq and is a predicted model, not a curated record.